AGACAGUCACGUGUUACUGACGUAGGGGUGUAGCAGAAUGAAUGAGCUGGCCAUAUGGAGCACGAUCGACUACCACUCACACAGAGAGCUCUGAGCAAUAUACGCACAAUGGCACGAGGAGAAGGCGCAGAGCAGUACGCGGCGAGUUUGCUGACUAUAAAACCAAUAAACACAGAAAAAAUACAGACAGCAAAGGCAAAGGAACGAAGAAAUCAUCUGUCUGUGUGGAAUAAGCUGUGCUAUGCAUUUGGAGGAGCUCCCUAUCAGAUCACAGGCAGUGCUCUGGGCUUCUUCCUCCAGAUCUACCUGCUUGAUGUGGCACAGCUGGAUCCCUUCUAUGCUUCUAUCAUCCUGUUCGUGGGCAGGGCUUGGGAUGCAGUCACUGACCCAACUGUGGGGUUUCUGGUGAGCCGGAGUAGAUGGACCAGCAUCGGCCGCAUGAUGCCCUGGAUCCUUUGCUCCACUCCAUUUGCGGUGCUGACUUACUUCCUGAUCUGGUAUGUGCCCCCGUUUGAGGAAGGAAAGGUUAUAUGGUACCUGGUUUUUUACUGCCUCUUCCAGUCAAUGCAAACAUGUUUCCACGUUCCAUAUUCAGCCCUCACCAUGUUCAUCAGCAGCAACCAGAAGGAGCGGGAUUCUGCAACUGCCUAUCGCAUGAUGGUGGAGGUUCUGGGCACGGUGCUGGGCACUGCAAUCCAGGGACAGAUAGUAGGUGGUGCCUCUGAUUGUCCCACUGAGGCUGACGACACUAAUAGCACAAAUUUAUUGACAACCAACAAAACCAGAGUUUCCCUGGAUGAGACGAAACAAGCGUAUUUGAUUGCUUCAGGGGUCAUCUGUUUAAUCUACGUCCUGUGUGCAGCAAUCCUGUUUUUUGGUGUGAAGGAGCAAAAAGCGAGCGGGCAGAGAAAGGUAAAGCCGCUUUCCUUCCGUCAGGGUCUGUGGGUGGUCAUGAGUUACGGACCGUACAUCAAACUGGUCACCGCCUUCCUCUUCACAUCUCUGGCCUUCAUGCUACUUGAGGGAAACUUUGCCCUUUUCAUCACCUACGCUUUGGGCCACAGGGAAGACUUCCAUAAUAUUCUACUGGUCAUCAUGCUUUCUGGAACUCUAACCAUCCCAUGGUGGCAGUGGUUUCUGGCCCGAUUCGGGAAGAAGAAAGCAGCUUAUUUUGGCAUCUCUUGGGCAGUGCCUUUUAUGAUCCUUAUCAUUUCCAUCAGGAGCAACCUCAUCAUUUCCUACUUGGUGUCAGUGGCAGCAGGUGUGAGUGUGGCAGCAGCUUUCCUCCUGCCUUGGUCCAUGCUUCCAGAUGUAGUGGAUGACUUCAAAGUUAAAAAUCCAGACAUCCAUGGUCAUGAAGCUCUCUUCUACUCUUUCUAUGUCUUCUUCAUCAAGUUCGCCUCUGGAUUGUCUCUGGGUAUUUCUACCCUCAGCUUGAAAUUUGCUGGCUAUGUGACCGGCGACUGCUUGCAGCCUGAGUCGGUCAGUUUAACUCUGAAGGUUCUGGUCUCUCCUGUGCCUGUCAUUCUUAUUGUUGUGGGACUGUUGAUACUGAAGACCUAUCCCAUAGAUGAAGAGAGGAGGCAAUACAACCACAAAGUUCUUCAAGAACUAUUGGAUUCGGAGUCUGAAACAUCUGAGCUUGGGAGCAGUGUGUAGCUACACUACCUGACAUGAGAUACAGAAGACCACAGAGCAACACUGCUGCCUUAACGACACCCUCAUUAACGGUGAAUCACACAUGUUUACGUCGCCCUCUAGUGGCAGAUCGAUAUAUGAAGUACUUUCUUUGGCAUUUACUGCCACCUGAGUCCCAAUUAAAAAACAAAAAAAAAAAAAAAAAAAA
Messenger RNA from Melanotaenia boesemani (Boeseman's rainbowfish), 1846 nucleotides. RefSeq names its product sodium-dependent lysophosphatidylcholine symporter 1-A-like. Gene Ontology annotation, cellular component: membrane. Gene Ontology annotation, biological process: carbohydrate transport. The coding region runs from base 55 to 1659 and encodes 534 amino acids. The record is from RefSeq and is a predicted model, not a curated record. The transcript has 15 exons. Lineage: Eukaryota; Metazoa; Chordata; Actinopteri; Atheriniformes; Melanotaeniidae. Gene Ontology annotation, molecular function: lysophospholipid:sodium symporter activity.